AUGCAGCCGUCGUUGCGGGUGACGCCUCCCCAGAGUUUUAGGAGCAGCCCUCCUCCGACUCCCCCGCCGACUGUCAAGAAGGCAUCAGACGCGACUGCCCGCAUCAUCGCAAAGAUCAAGGCGCGGCGGAGCGGCCUUAGCAGUUCGAAUGAACCUUGGGUCUCCUAUCCAUUGAGUGAAGACCAGUACACAGAGCUCACACAGCAAGUCCAGAGUGACGCGUCCCUCAGGGGUUAUGUGAACCAGGAUCUUCGACACGAUUUUAUCCCCUCCGUGGGGCGACUCGUGUUUCGAAUGCCUACGUAUUUGCAUGAAUGGGUUAUAUCUAGUGUGGUCGAGGAGGUGUCGCGUCAACUACGGGUGAUUGGUGCCGGAGACAGCGCAGCGGCUGCGUUUGCACGGGCUGUGGUGGCCCGUGGCUCCCCUACGCUCGACUUUACUGAAACUGGGUUUGGAAGGCAUGAUCCUGAUGCACAGUUCCGACACCUAGACGCACAGUAUCCUGGGGUAGUGAUGGAAGUUUCCUAUUCGCAGAAGCAGAAGUACACCCCAUACAUUGCCGAAGACUGCAUCCUUGGAUCUGAUGGCGAUAUUCGACGCGUUGUCGUCAUGGAUAUCGGGUACCCGAAUAGCAAGAAAGCGACAAUGUCAUCUUGGAAACCUAGUGUUGUAUUAAAUGAAGCUGGGGAACUGGAGUUGAUCGCAGAGCAGACAAUCGUAGAUAUGAUAUUCCGCGAUGAGGAGGGCAAUCCGAAUCCCAACGAAGAAGCAGGGCUCACCCUCCAGCUCCGAGAUUUCGCAACGGAGACUUUGUCAGGACCUGAUCUUACCGAAUCCAUCCGCAUACCAGCCAGUAAACUUUAUUCUUAUCUCACAGAGGCGGAGAAGAAUAUGGCUAAGCUGAAACAGAAGCAAGGUGCUGUCAGGGAGACGAGGCCGUGGGUCAGGAAGAGGCGACGACUGGAAACGCCCCCAGAGGAAUUGGACGAUAACCGCGAAGCCAAAUUUCGGAAGAUCGAAGAGAAGGCAAUCUCACAGGCAGAGAAAGAUGAUUCGUCGUACAAGACAACGCCAGACGAGGAGUGGAGCUUAGAGUAA
Pochonia chlamydosporia 170 is the source of this 1098-nucleotide messenger RNA. RefSeq lists its product as hypothetical. The transcript is spliced from 3 exons. The record is from RefSeq and is a predicted model, not a curated record. Lineage: Eukaryota; Fungi; Ascomycota; Sordariomycetes; Hypocreales; Clavicipitaceae. Bases 1 to 1098 code for a protein of 365 amino acids.